Messenger RNA from Melospiza georgiana, 3439 nucleotides. RefSeq names its product ectonucleoside triphosphate diphosphohydrolase 2 (gene ENTPD2). The record is from RefSeq and is a predicted model, not a curated record. NCBI's taxonomy places the organism in Eukaryota, Metazoa, Chordata, Aves, Passeriformes, Passerellidae. Gene Ontology annotation, cellular component: plasma membrane. Gene Ontology annotation, molecular function: UDP phosphatase activity; GDP phosphatase activity. The transcript is spliced from 9 exons. Gene Ontology annotation, biological process: nucleoside diphosphate catabolic process. The coding region runs from base 1016 to 2506 and encodes 496 amino acids.
GGGCAAAGGCUUAGCCCCAUGAGCACCUCCGUGCCCCAAUACCACAGUGAUGGGCAGGGAGCUCUGCAGAAGGUGCAAUGUGUGCUGUGCAUGGGUCAGCUGUGAGCAGCAGGAAAGCUCCUUGCUUCAAGGAAGUAUUGAGGAGAGAGGCAUGAGGAGCCUCAGCUCACACCAUCAGUGUGAGGCUGUGACCCACAGCCUGCAACUCAGCUGCUCUAGGAGCUGACCUCCAUCCUUCUGUCCUUGUUUAUUAUUUUGUUCACUGUUGUAUUCCACUGUGUAUGCAAGCUGCAAAUAUCCUUCUCAGAGGAAGGAACUAAACCUCCUUUGGCUCACUGCUCACUAUGCAAAUGCAUCACAUUAUUCACUUGUGACCUUAUUGAAAACAGCCUCAAUAUACAUCUGGGCUCCUCAGGGCUGUCACGAAGUUCUUGUGAUGAUUAAAAGCAGGAACGCAACCACAGCUGUUAAUCAUUGUAGAUGAGAGGUUCUUGGAACUUUUCUGUAUCUCAGGAUGUUCCCACAUCCCACUGAACCCAUCUAAGGGCUAAGCCCUAGGGAGGGGGCAGGAUGGGGUUGAGUCUGGGGACCUUGCCCGGAGGGGUAGAUGGGGCCGGUCCCAAGGACACGGGCUGUGCCCAGGGAUGAGGGACAAGAUUGGGCUGAGCCCUCUCGGUAACGGUGAUGCUCGAGGGACAAAGCCGAUUCUAGGGCCGGGGCGGUGCCUGAGGGGCCGGGCUGGGGCUGAUCCUGGGCAUAAGAACCGUGCCUGGGGGAGGCAGAUCGGUCUGCUCGCGGGGCGGAGCGGGCAGGAAGAUCUGAGUGCGGGUCCGGGGCAGCCGCAGGACUCGCAGCCCGGGCCGCCCCGGCAGUGCCCCGGAGCCCGGUGUCCCGCCCGGGUGGGCCGGGGCGGCGGUGACUCAGCCGGGAGAGGCGGGCGAGGAGGAGGCGGGGGAGGAGGAGCGGCAGGAGCCGCCGCCGCCGCUGCCGAGCCGCUCACCUGCCCGGCUCCGCCAUGGCCCGCCGCCUGGCCGCCCUGCUCCUGCUGCUGGCCCUCGGCUGCCUGCUGGGCGUCCUCCUCCUCCUCCUCGGCUCUGGGGACACACGGGGCCCGCCGGGCUUCAAGUACGGCAUCGUGCUGGACGCUGGGUCCUCCCACACCGCCAUGUUCAUCUACAAGUGGCCUGCAGACAAGGAGAAUGACACCGGGGUGGUCAGCGAGCACAGCAUGUGUGAUGUGGAGGGUCCUGGCAUCUCCAGCUACAGCUCAAACCCUCUGGCAGCUGGGACAAGCUUGGAGCACUGCCUGAGCCAGGCCCUGAGAGAUGUGCCCAAGGAGAAGCAUGCAGGCACCCCACUUUACCUGGGUGCCACGGCUGGCAUGCGUCUGCUCAACAUUGCGGACCCGCAGGCGUCGGACGCUGUCCUCGGAGCUGUAGCAGCCACACUGAAGACACACCCCUUUGAUUUCCGGGGAGCAAAGAUCCUGUCAGGGGAAGAGGAAGGGGUCUUUGGCUGGGUCACUGCCAACUAUCUCCUGGAGAACUUCAUCAAGCGUGGAUGGCUCGGAGAAUGGAUCCAGCCUCAGAAGAAGACCCUGGGGGCCAUGGACUUUGGAGGUGCUUCCACACAGAUCACCUUUGAAACCAGGGACACGAUUGAAAACCCCAGAAAUGAGGUGAUGCUGAAACUGUAUGGCCAGGCAUACAAAGUGUACACACACAGCUUCCUCUGCUAUGGGAGGGACCAGGUCCUCAAGAGGCUGCUCUCCAAGUUCCUCCAGGCUGAGCGCUACCAAGAAACUGUCUCCCAUUCCUGCUGGCCUAUGGGCUACAACAAGAGCCUGUUGCUGAGCAGCAUCUAUGACAGCCCCUGCACGGAGAAGGAGAGACCAAGCCUUGCCCUCAACACCACCGUUACCUUGGUCGGCACUGGGAACGGGAACCUCUGCACUCUGCAUGUCAGCAAGCUCUUUGACUUCACCAACUGCUCCUUCUCCCACUGCUCCUUUGAUGGUGUUUUCCAGCCGAAGGUUUCAGGAAGCUUCAUUGCCUUCUCUGCCUUCUUCUACACCGUGGAUUUCAUACAGACUGUGAUGGGAAGACCCGUGCACCUGCCCAGCGACCUGAAGGAUGCUGCAGAGACCAUCUGUGCCACCAGCUGGAGUGAGCUGCUCCUGAAAGCCCCAAAGCUGGAGAAGAGGCUGCCAGAUUACUGUGCCAUCAGCACAUUUGUGUAUUUGCUCACCACCAAAGGCUACAGCUUCAACAACCACUCCUUCCCCAACAUUGCCUUCCAGAAGAAGGCAGGAGAAACCUCCAUUGGCUGGGCCCUGGGCUACAUGCUGAACCUCACCAACAUGAUCCCAGCAGAGAAGCCCUCCUCCCACAAGAGCAUGCUGUAUAAUUACUGGGUCAUCCUCAUCCUGCUCUUCGUGGUCACCACCCUGACAUCCCUGGUGACUGCUAUCUGCCUGCUCCGGCACAGCAAGUCCAGCAUAAUCUGAUGGCAGGGACAGGGUAGGCCGUAACUGCAGGACCAGCACCAUCCUACCUGCUGGAGGCUCCAUGCUCUGAAUGCUUGGGAUGUGGCAAGUGCUCAAUGUCCUCCUCCAAAACCUGACAGCAUCCCAGAAGAUUAGCUGUGUCCUUUCGCCUUCCCUUUGCCCUCUAGCUGCGGGAAAGGAAGAAGAGGAACACUGGCCCUGUGGGAGAAGGGCUUAAAUGUUUCCCUGCACUACUCGGAUGGACCCUGAAGCAGGCUUGGAAAUGGGACAUUCAGAGCUAGGGCAUCUUUCUGCCACCAGAGCUGAGCUGAACUGAGCCAAUGAGCCGAAGCAACAAGAGGAUUAAUUUACAUGUGUAUGUGUUUGAAUGGGGAACAUCACUUACACUAGUCCUUACAGCCAACCACGAACCUUGCUAGCCUGUCCCUGGAGCAUCAGCCCUGCCUCCUGGGGAGCUCUGGGCAUCACCUGAAGCUCACGUCUUUCUGCCUGAUGUACAAACCCCAGUGACCUACCUGAAGGUAAGGUCUUUUCCUUGGCCACUGGCCUCAGCUUUGGGUAAGGACUUAGCAACAACCACAUGUGGGAAGAUGGCAGCUUACAGGUCCCACUUCAACAACCAGACAUAAUGCCUUCACUACCCCCAUGGUUCCUAUGCUAGACUUGUCUUUGCCACAUUCAAAGACUCCUGCACACCCCGGUUCCUGCUGCCCUGUGGUACAUGGCCAUGCUGGAACAGAGCCAACAGGCUCCCACACUGUGGGGCUUUGCUCUGCACUGAGAUUUGAGCCUGGCAUCACCCCACACCAGGCAGCUAGGAGGAUGCACCUUCUUUUCCAGUUGAAUAAGAACAGGGAUGUACAAACAUGAAGAAGGUUUGGUUUUGCUUGAUUUUUUAAAAUAAUCUGAAAUAAACCUUUGUAACCACUACAA